UCCAGCACAUGUGCCAGAAAGGAAUGAACCAGGAUUUUCCGAGUAUGGCAAUGUGCAUGGGAAACUUUUGGCUCAGCAGUACUUUGACACAGACAGUGAUAGAAAGCAGUUUUUAGACGAGUGGCAAGUUCUGAAGUAUGACCUGGUCAAGUGGAAGAAAGAGUUGCCAGACGAAGUAAGAAAGCCCCCUGGUGGAAAAGACCUUACUACAACACCAACUGACUGGUGCCUUAACAAGUUGCUGCAGUUAAAGAAUUUGGCACCAUUCAAUCUUCCCCUGGUUUGCCAAAGUGGCAAAUGCUGUGGUCUUCCUUCCAGCAUCAAAUGCAUGGCUUGAAAGGGGAGGAAGUGCCUUGAAGAAUGCAGAAUGACUUGCUCAACACCCUUCUCCACAUUUUGAUCAAUGGCCCAGCAGUCGGGAGCAAGGAAUGUGAAGUUCUCAUUGAUUCGGCUGUUUCAUCCUGGUUGGGAGCUAAAACUCUUCACAAGUGCCCUCCAAAGAUUUUCAACACAGCAACACCACCUAUGGCUGGUCCAGGAUCUGCAAUUGAGUAUGUUUGUGUGGUAAUUGUACAUGAUGCUGGUGUACAGGCAAGUGACGAUGACAUCCAGUCAUUCCAUUCUGUUGCAGAAGAAGUAGAGGAAACUUUCAAAGCCUUAGAGCUGCCAGAUUUGCAUGAUGAAGAUUCUGAUUACGGCUCUGACCUCGAUAUUCAUAAAUGACAGAAAAUGUUGUCAGUUUCACUCCUAAUAACUUUAUAAGUUAAAGUCAAAGUGUAACUAAGAAGAAAGGAGGUUCUGAGAACAACAGUGUUUUGAUGUAGCAACUGCAUAGCUGUGUA
Molecule: messenger RNA, 842 nt
Organism: Stylophora pistillata
Lineage: Eukaryota; Metazoa; Cnidaria; Anthozoa; Scleractinia; Pocilloporidae
Source: RefSeq, a predicted model, not a curated record